AUGUUUUUGAACAUUGCUUCUGGAAGCCCAGUCUCGUCGGAGGCUUCAUCCACUGGUAAAACUGGAACUAACAGCAAUCGCGAAAUCCAGCUGGGUGUCUAUUUCACUGUCUGGACCAUUUACACUUUGUACUUUCACCCGCUCUGUAAUUAUCCCGGUCCCAAGCUGGCUGCUAUCACUCCGCUGGUCCAUUUGCUUUGGGACGUGCAGGGUAAACAACACUCAACCAUCAAGAUACUUCAUGACAAGUACGGUGAUAUCGUUCGUAUUGCCCCCAAUUCACUUGUCUACCGCGCUGCGCCUGCUUGGAGAGACAUUUACGGUCAUCGCAAGAAGGGCCAUUUGACUUUCCGCAAAGAUCCCGCUCUGUACACACCUACCCCCAACGGAGUGAAUGCCAUCAUCACUGCCAAUGACAAGCAGCACAAUCGCAUGCGUCGUCUGUUGACCCAUGCGUUCUCCAGUAAGGCCCUCGGCGAGCAGGAAGGCAUCUUGCACACUUACGCCAAUAUGCUCAUCGAGAAGCUCAAAGGCCUACUGGGCCAAGAGCAGUCUCUUGUUGUCGACAUGACGCGCUGGUUCAACUACGCAACCUUUGAUCUGAUCGGUGAUCUUGCUUUCGGCGAGCCGUUUGGUUGUCUCGCCGAGAGCCGGUACCACUGGUGGGUUGUGAUCAUCCUGGACGCGGUCAAGGCCAGCUCAUACCUCAAAGUCUUCUGGUUCUAUCCUAUUCUUCUGCCGCUAGUCGUAUUCUUGAUCCCGCGCCACCUGAUGCAGAAACGGACGGAUAGCUUCAAUCUGAGCGUUGAGAAGGUCCGUCGUCGUCUCAAGUCCGGGACUACUCGCCCUGAUUUCACCUCGUACAUUCUUAGGCAUAGUAAGGACGGAAAGGGUUUGACUCCCUCAGAGGUUGAUGCCAAUGCUGCUGUGUUCGUGCUGGCGGGCAGUGAGACAACUGCUGCCCUGCUGUCUGGUUGCGUGUACUAUCUCCUUCGUCAUCGAGACAAGUACCUUCGACUAAUCCGUGAGGUCCGUGGUGUCUUUGGUCAGGCGUCUGACAUCAACUUGUCAGUCAUUGCGAAGAUGCCUUAUCUAAAUGCAGUUCUGGCGGAGACGAUGCGUAUCUAUCCCCCGAUCCCGGCCAUGCUACCCCGAAUUGUCCCUGAGGGGGGUGCCUUCAUCGACGGCGAAUACGUGCCUGAAGGAGUAUCUGUCUCGAUUUCGUUGUACUCGGCCUUCCACUCCGCAGACAACUUCCUGCUCCCAAAUGCCUUCUUCCCUGAGCGCUGGCUUGAUAGCCCCGAAUCUGGUCGGUUCAUGUCUGAUAAGAAGGAGGCAUUCCAGCCGUUUUCUUAUGGCCCUCGAAACUGUCUUGGGCAGCAUCUCGCCAAUGCUGAAAUGCGCUUAAUUCUUACCAAAAUCCUUUUCAACUUCGACCUGAAGCUCGAACCCGAGUCCAUGGGGUGGUCCACUCAAAAGUCUUUUUCGCUCUGGAAGCGACCUCCUCUGAUGGUGCAGCUCAACCGCGCCGGUUCGAUGGAGUUCAAUCCCUUAGCCUAA
Penicillium atrosanguineum is the source of this 1560-nucleotide messenger RNA. RefSeq names its product cytochrome P450. The transcript is spliced from 4 exons. The coding region runs from base 1 to 1560 and encodes 519 amino acids. Gene Ontology annotation, molecular function: monooxygenase activity; heme binding; iron ion binding. The record is from RefSeq and is a predicted model, not a curated record. Lineage: Eukaryota; Fungi; Ascomycota; Eurotiomycetes; Eurotiales; Aspergillaceae.